AUGUCGGAUACCAUGCUGAUGCCGCAAACCUCGCUAUGGGCAAACAGAAAAUGCCUGCUCAUCUGCACCGUUGUUUCGAUCGCGAACAUGCAAUACGGCCUAGACCUGGCGGCCGUGGGCGGUCUACAGGCGAUGCCCGGCUUCCUCAUCGUCUUCGGCUACCCCGACCCGAGCAGCGCCGGCGGCUAUGCCAUUGAUGGAACUUUUCAGCAGCUCAUUACCAGCCUGCUGACGCUUGGUUCCUUCUUGUCGUCCCUUACCGCCGGCGUUUUUGCCCAUUUCUACGGCCGCAAAACGGCUCUGUGGACGGCAUGCAUGCUCAAUGUUGUUGCAUGCAUCAUUCAAAUAGCGGCCGAGGACCAAGGAGCUGUAUACGUUGGACGGCUAAUACUUGGGUUCGCCAAUGGAUUCUUGGUCACUUUCUCCAACAUCUACACAUCAGAAGCUUCACCGGCGCAUCUGCGCGCUGUAAUCGUUGCUCUGUUUGCAUACUGGGUGAACAUUGGCAGCAUCAUCGGCGCGGCGGUUACGAACGCGGUCAAGAACAGACUGGACAAAGCGUCCUACCAGAUCCCGCUCGGAACCCUAUUCAUAGUCCCUCUCUUCCUCACAGUCGGGCUGUGCUUCGUCCCUGAAUCGCCCCGCUACCUCCUCAACAAGGGCAAAACAGGCCAAGCGCGCAGGGCUCUGGAGACUCUCCGCGGAGACUCGCUGAGCGCGGAGCACCUUGAGUUCGAAUGGGCCGAGAUGGUCAAGGGCAUCGAAGAAGAAAAGCGCCUUGCAACCACGGUGGGUGCGCUGGACAUGUUCAAGAACAGCGAUCUCCGCCGCACGCUCCUCUGCUACGGCAUGAUAGCCUGCCAGACGGCGUCGGGCAUCUGGUUCCUGAUCAGCUACGCCACGUACUUCAUGAUCGUCGGCGGCCUCAGCGUCGACGAAGCGUUCAAGUUCUCCGUCAUGAACACGUGCGUCGGCUUCAUCGGCGUCAACGUCGGCAUGGUCGCGAUGCGGCACCUGGCCGGGCGGCGGACGGUGCUCAUGUUCGGCGCCGCCUUCUGCGGCGUCUGCAUGCUGGCGCUGGCGGUCGCGGCGUCGGUGGCCACGAGCACCGUGGUCCAGCAGCGGGACUGCCUGAUCGCCUUCACCGCGCUGUUCUUCUUCGGCUACAACUCGUGCGUCGGCGCGGCGAGCUAUCCGGUUGCCACGGAGCUGGUGAGCACGAGGCUGCGGUCGUGGACCGUGGGGACCGCCACGAGUCUGGGCUAUUUCCUGGCCUGGCUGACGGCGUUUUGCACUCCCUACUUCAUCAACCCGGGGGAAAUGGACUGGGGGGCAAAAUAUGGCUACAUCUGGGCAGCCGCGAACUUCCUUUGCAUGGGGUUUUUCUUCUUCUGCAUGCCCGAGCUCAAGGGCCGUACGCUCGAAGAGAUCGACGAGCUCUUCCUGAACAACGUUUCGGUCGCGAAUUUCCCCAAGUACCGGACGGCCAUUGGAGAUGCCGCGGCGCAGGAGGUGAAGGAUCACGGCGGACUGUCUGGCCAGAAGGCGGGAGGAGCCACGGAGCAUGUGGAACAUGUGCAGUGA
Molecule: messenger RNA, 1584 nt
Organism: Diplodia corticola
Lineage: Eukaryota; Fungi; Ascomycota; Dothideomycetes; Botryosphaeriales; Botryosphaeriaceae
Product: general substrate transporter
Exons: 5
Coding region: 1-1584 (527 amino acids)
Biological process (GO): carbohydrate transport; transmembrane transport
Cellular component (GO): membrane
Molecular function (GO): carbohydrate:proton symporter activity
Source: RefSeq, a predicted model, not a curated record